This is a messenger RNA of Fusarium odoratissimum NRRL 54006, 630 nucleotides long. RefSeq lists its product as uncharacterized. Lineage: Eukaryota; Fungi; Ascomycota; Sordariomycetes; Hypocreales; Nectriaceae. The transcript has 2 exons. The record is from RefSeq and is a predicted model, not a curated record. Bases 1 to 630 code for a protein of 209 amino acids.
AUGAGCUAUGCUGGUGGCCCUUCGGGAUGUGUCACUGCGAUUUCGACUGACAGUGACGGCGAUGAGCUCACACUCUAUCCGUUUUGUACGACAAAGCAUAUGGAAGUGGCCAUGUACAAAGAGCUGAAGGGCGUAACUGCCAGCAUGGAAACGUCAUUAGAGUCUAAUUCCGAGUCUACGAGUUCAGACGGCCAGUUGACUGCAAAGACAGGAACGACAGGAGAGAGCAAGACCCAAGAGGCUGCCUCAUCUGCCGAAUCGAGUUCGUCAUCCGGGCCAGACACCUCUUCAAACUCUUCUGCCCCCGUAGGAGCUAUUGUCGGUGGUGUUCUUGGAGGGCUUGCCCUCCUCGCCUCGAUUGGCUUCGGUCUCUGGUUCAUACGCCACAAAAAGCGCCAAGGAGAUAAUGGAACUCACGUGGUUACAACAACAGAUCAACCCCCAGUCAUCCCCUACUUUCAGCAACAGCCUGUCACCCACGCCCAAGGCGAAGCGAACUAUCAGCCUCUGGCGUCGGGCAUGUCGCCUGAGACAAAGGCGUACUCACCUUCUGCUAACUUGCGAGGUUCGGCUUUCAAUGAAAUUCAAUCUUCCCACCAUGAUAGCCCGAGUCCAACUGAAUAUCGUUGA